Messenger RNA from Pseudophryne corroboree (corroboree frog), 5015 nucleotides. It is a transcript of the gene ABI3BP, whose product is annotated as ABI family member 3 binding protein. NCBI's taxonomy places the organism in Eukaryota, Metazoa, Chordata, Amphibia, Anura, Myobatrachidae. Gene Ontology annotation, molecular function: protein binding. Gene Ontology annotation, biological process: positive regulation of cell-substrate adhesion; extracellular matrix organization. Bases 132 to 4124 code for a protein of 1330 amino acids. The record is from RefSeq and is a predicted model, not a curated record. The transcript is spliced from 47 exons.
UGUCCCCGCCCACCCAAAGUUAGCUCUGUCAAAGCUGCAGCCCCUGUAAGUGGAAGUAGAGAAGUUUAAACUGCAGCUACCUUACUGUGUGUAACAUCCCAGCAUCUGUCACUGUGCUGGGGAGUGCAAUCAUGAUUUCCUUGCUCUCUUUCCUGCUCCUCUGUGGAAUUAUUUCAGCUCACCUUGGAGAUGCCCAGAAGUUGCCCAAAGUAAAGAAACUAAACAUGAAGGUCCACUUCAACAUCACCGGUGACACAUUGGUCAUGAAAUUUCACCGUCCUAAUGAAAAUAUCAAGCUGGAAGGUUUUAUUCUGGGAUAUGGCAGCAACUACUUCACAAACCAGUAUAUUCAAUGGCCAGAAAAUGGGAAGUCAUUCAUUACAGAUGUCGAGUCAGAGACAAGAUAUUUGAUAGCUGUGAAACCGAAUGAAAACCAUAAAAAGACCUGUAAAGCAGAAAAGAAUUCUGUUCAAAAACCUCUCCAGGUUGUGAUUGGGUCACUGACACCAACAUCUGUCUUUUUAUCAUGGGGCAUCCUUAUAAAUCCUCAAGUUGACUGGUCUGCUCUCAACAAAUGUCCUAAUGACAGGUUUUACACAGUUCGCUACAGGGAAAAGAAUAAAGAUUGGCAUUUCCAGCUUUGUCCUACAACUGAAACCGUAAUCGAUAACCUUAAGCCAAACACAUUCUAUGAAUUUGGAGUAAAAGAUAAUUCAGAUGAUGGAAUAUGGAGCAAGUCUCAAAAUCACAAGACAAAUACGAAAGGUAAAGAAAACGGAAACAUAGAAAAUACAUAUAAAAUUCCAAAAGGCACUUUACAGUAUGCCUCGGAAGACACAAAGACACUCAUUCCAGUAUACGUGGUAAAGCAAGGAUUUCAAAAUAUCACAAAAUCCACAACUGCACCUCUUCCAACUGAACGCAGUCCAGUCCCCAGGGUAGAAACAAAGAAGCCUCAUUUUAGAACUACGACAAGAGCCUCAACACCGAAACCAAAGCCAGUUUCCAAGGUGACAGCUUCCACGCCAGUCACUAAACCUGCAGGAAAACCUGUUCCUGAAGAACCCAAAGCAGUAACCCAUCCCUUUAUUCAAGUAAAUAAUAAACCAACUGAGCCUUCUGUCAUCUAUGGACAGUCAACUCCUUUGGCUUCCCCUACAAUUGUACCAGUGCCAUUUACAUAUGAGUCUCCUACUGAACAACCAGAGACUGUACUUGCAAUUGAAAGACUGGCUACUUACGUGCCAGAGGCAAUGACUAUCCAACAAAGUUUGUAUGCAGGGAUGUAUCCCACAUCUACAGAUGUACCCGAUGUGAGCUCUAGUAAAUUUCUCAUCAGGCAGAGGAGCACUAUGGCAGGAAUCCAGCAAAUGCCUACUGAUGUGUCACAACUGAGCACAGACUUACCUCUCCAAAUACACAGGACAGCUCCUGGGGUGCAGUCGAUAUCUACUUUUAUGUCAAAAGGGAACAUUCAAUUACCUCUCAAAACGCGCAGGACAACCCUAGCUGCAAAUGAGAAGCAGUCUAUUUAUGUUCCUACUACAGUAUCCAGCUUGGGAGAGCUGCAAGCUCACUAUGCUACAACAAGCCAAAAUAUCCCAGCCAAACAAAGUGUCCUGCCCUCUCAAACCCAUGCACAAACCACAACUGCAUUCACUGGAGGUCCGCAUAUUACUACUAAACACAAAAGCAUCGAAGUUCCACCUUCUCCACCUGUUCCAAAAGAAACUGCAUCAUUUCACCCAAAACCUUUCCCUAGCACUGAAGCGCCACUCAUGGAAUCUGACAGCACAGAGCCAGACUCUGAAAUGCAUACUAAUGAAGCAUCACACACACAUCAACCAGAAAAAAUGACUUUAGCUUCCGAUGAUAAAACAGUUCUGAAGUUUACAUCAACUUCCAAACCCAAGACCACAGCUGCACUAAAGAGAACAAGGGUUUCUCCUGCUCAUCCUAAAAUGCCAUUACCAGAAGAGACAUCCCCUGCAGCUGUUUUAAAGGAUAUACAACCAACUAAAAUAUUUGAAGAAACAACCACCGUUGCGGUUCCAACUGAAACACAAAAAAUGUCUCCCAAAAAGAUCCACAUAACAGAAAGUCCAUCUCUACCGGCCGAUCCUAAAACAUCCCAUCUUGUCCCCCCCGACGCUUUGGGAUUUGACAUAUCUGCGCAUCCUGAGUUACCUUUGGUGCCAAAUAAAACAGAAAAAGCUAUUUCUUCUAAAUCCAACAAAACUACUCCACCUGCAACUCCUGUGCCAAAAACAUUCCAAACCAAAAAGAUGCCCAUAAACUUGAUUAGAAUUCAUAUAGUUGAGGAUGCAACAGUUCCAAGUGCAAACAUUGAGACACAAACUUCUUCACCUCCAAUUCCUAAAACUACUCAGUCAAAUAAAAUGUUACACUCUAAACCUGCUCCAAAAUCAACACAGAGGGUACCUAUACAUGUUAUUAGGCUUAAUAUCGUUGAAGAACUAGAUGUGCCAAUGGUUCCUAACACAACAAUAACUCCUUAUCAGCCCACAACAACACAAAGACCUGAAAGCCCUCUCUCAAAACCUGUUCCAAUGCAAAAGAUUACACAGCGAAUAAUCAAAACCCCCAAAACAACUCCUCAUGCAAAACCUGUGUCUACUGAAGCACCCAAGGAUACUAUUAAGCCUAAAAUUCCACAUGUGACUCUUGCCACUACGUUGGCUCCCUACAGACUACAGGAUACCUCUUCCAAACCCAAAUCAUCACUCAGACCAAGGACAAGACCUGCACAAAAUGGGACAACUCAAGGAUUGAUCAGAGCAAGACCAACUGGGGAGUUUAACUGGGUGCCAGGCACAAUACCAGGUGCCAAAAUCUAUGAUAAUACAAAGCUUCUUGGCAGUAGUAGAAACAUUUCAAUGACGCCAGACAACACUGGAAAAAAUAAAUUUUCAGUUUCUGCAACACCGCUUCCUCCUGUAAGACCGACCUCCAUGCGUAGAAGAGUUCAGACUGGCAAUGUAACAGGGAGACCAGGUGUUGCAGUAUCUGCACCACCUUUUUCACCUGUAAGACCAACCUCCAUCCACAGGAGACCUCAGCCUACCAAAGUGACAGGUAGACCAGGGAGCGCAGGCGAUAUCCUGAUACCACGUGCUCCUUCAACAGCCAGGCCCAGCCUUACAUCUAUAUCUAUAAAGACUCCAAGGAAGCAGCCAACUUUACCUGCUCCAGAGGACGAUCUAGAAGACCCCACUGUGUUCAGUCCUUCUCCAAAGUCAGAUAUUGAUGCAUUAGGAAAAAAGAGAUUUGAAGCACCACAUGUAUUGUACAUGGGCAAGAAUGAAACCGUUCCCUGCUCCAUCACAGAAUCUCUCAAGCACUUCCCUACAGAAGAGAGCACUAACCAGGAAAUCCUCAAUGCUCCCCAGAAUCCUCCUUCCAAUCUCACAGUUGUGACUGUAGAGGGCUGUUCAUCCUUUGUUAUUUUAGAUUGGGAUCAAUCUGAUAAUGACACAGUUACUGAAUACAAAGUUAUUUCAAAAGAAAAUGGGGGACCUCCUGGAAAAGAUCAGUCAAUCUUAAUCACGAAUCAAACUCAUUCUACAGUGGAAAACUUAAAGCCAAAUACAAGUUAUGAGUUCCAAGUGAUACCACAAAAUCCUCUUGGUGAGGGCCCAGUCAGUGCAACAGUGGAAUUUAGCACAGAGUCAGCUGACCCAAGAGUAAGUGAGCCAGUUUCAGGGGGAAAGGAUGCUAUCUGGACACAAAUUAAGUUUAAAUCUGAUUCCUAUUCAGAAUGCAAAGGAAAACAGUACGUCAAGAGGACUUGGUACAAGAAAUUUGUUGGCAUUCAACUGUGUAACUCUCUAAGAUAUAAGAUUUACCUCAGUGAUACCCUUUCAGGUACAUUUUAUAACAUAGGAGAUCAGUCAGGAUUUGGAGAGGAUCACUGCCAGUUUGUGGAUUCCUUCCUUGAUGGGAGGACAGGACAGCAGCUUCUACCGGAGUAUCUGGCAUCAAGGAAAGGAUUCUACAGAUCAGUGCGCCAGCAGCCAGUUGACUUUGGGCAGAUUGGAGGACACUCACACAUCGGCUAUGUCCAUUGGUAUGAAUGUGGAAUAGCAAUACCUGGAAAGUGGUAAGAAGACUGCAGAAUGCUCCACGGGAUUCACGGACUCAUCCACUUCAACAUCCAUCAUCCAUUCUAUAGACUACAUUGCUAGCUUCAAUCUACUCUUCCCACGUACAUGUCUACUAAUGUAAAAUAUGUAUGAAAAUUCAAGUUAUUUCGAUUAUGGAAUUAAGAGACUGCUUUCAUAUUUAUCAAGAUUAAAAUAAAGAUAUUGUCUUCAUAGGAUAAAACCUCGGGAAGCUGGCUCCCUGUUUUUGGUAUUUUAAAAAGAGGAAGAAAAAAAAGCAGUGUCUAUGUUAUUUAUCACAAUGUUGUAAUAAAUAUUUUGAAGCAAAUUUCUAUUCAGCUAGACUUUUGAAACAACCAAGUUGAAGCAUUCUCUAUCCACAGUAAUUGUCAUCUAGGUCCGUCACUGCCAAUGUUAAUUUAUUUUUAGCAAGUUUUUUGCUGGGGAGAUGUUUCACAUUAUGGUAACAGAACUUCCACGUGUAAGGUCACCACUUCCAUUAUUAUUGUUGGUGACUAGGUAUAUAGUGAAAAAUAAACACCUUAAACUUAGGAUGCGCAGAAGAACAUAUUAAGCUCAUUAUCUCUAAACUAAGUUCUACUAGCCAUCUCCUCCCAGAUCUUAUGUCACGUUGCAGUAACGCUCGAUGGAUAGAAGAGGCAAACAAGGCAGGUACUUAAGUGUUCAGUCUUUUGUGCAAGAUUGCAUUUUACUUUUGCGGCUACAGUUAUGUUAAAAUUAACAUGAGCAUGUGAUUUAUAAAUAGAUUUGUAAUUAACUUUUUACAGAAUGUACAGUAUAUCCAAUAUAGCUUUAUUUCCAAAGUGCAACCUGGUUUUGUAUCUGAAAAAGCAGUAUAUGAACUCUACAAUAAAGAUAUUGAUCUUUUUUAAA